This is a messenger RNA of Paramecium octaurelia, 1163 nucleotides long. The record is from the annotation of a GenBank genome assembly. NCBI's taxonomy places the organism in Eukaryota, Ciliophora, Oligohymenophorea, Peniculida, Parameciidae.
AUGGGAUUGGUUUGUUUUAAAGAGGGUCCACAAGCAGAAAUCAGUGUUGAUCCCACGGAGAAAAUCGAUUAAGUGGAGGAUAACGAGGAAGUGAUUUCACAACUUCCUUCAAAGAAUGAGGAAGGUGAAAAGAUUUCAUUAAGUCAUUUCAUAAUGCUCAGAGUAUUAACUAUUCUUAAUUUAAGAAUUUGGGAAAGGGUACUUAUGGAAAAGUGAAGUUAGUUUAACACACAGUCACAUAAAAAUUAUACGCGAUGAAAGUGUUAAUCAAGAAAUCAGUUAGAACAUUAAAACAGAAGAGACAUGUACAAACAGAGAGAAAUGUUUUAGAAAUGACAAAUCACAAUUUCAUUACUAAAUUACAUUAUGCUUUUUAGACUUAAACCAAAUUAUAUUUGAUCAUGGAUUUUGUUCCAGGAGGAGAGCUAUUUUACCACCUGAAAUUAUAAGGAAGAAUGAAUGAGAAAAAGACGAAGUUUUACGCCGCUGAAAUUUUGAUAGGAUUAGAUUACUUACAUAAACAAAAUAUCAUAUAUAGAGAUUUGAAACCAGAAAACAUUUUAUUAGAUUCAGAGGGACAUAUUAAAUUAUGUGAUUUUGGAUUAUCUAAAAUAUGUUCUGGGAGUGAUAUGUUUGCUAGAACUUGCUGUGGAACUAUUGAAUAUAUUGCACCAGAGAUCGUUAUUGGAUAAGUGUAUUCAAAAUCCUGUGAUUGGUGGACCUAUGGAGCCUUAUUGUAUGAUAUGUUGACAGGUAAGCCACCCUUUUAUAAAUUAACCAAAAAAUAGAUCUUUGAAUAUGCCACACAAAAGGAUAUUGAGAUUCCAGAGUAUUUAUCUGAAGAAGCUAAGGAUUUGCUAAAGAAAUUAUUAAAUAAAACUCCACAUGAACGAUUGGGAGGAUAGAGAGAUGCUCAGGAAAUCUAUGAGCAUCCUUUUUUCAAAGAUGUGGACUUCUAAAAAAUUGAAAGAAAAGAGAUUGCACCUCCUGUUGAAAUGCAAAACGAAAGGCCUUUCAAAUUUUUUGAUUAAAAUCUGAUAAGAAAAUGCAGUGUCAAUGAUACACCAGUUAAUGAUUUUGGUAAGUUCCAGGAUUACUCUAAUUUUACAUACAAUGGUGACAAAUUAUCUAGUGAGUAUGGUUAACUAUUAAUAAGUCAUUGA